GGAAGGAAGGAAGGAAGGAAGGAAGGAAGGAAGGAAGGAAGGAAGGAAGGAAGGAAGGAAGGAAGGAAGGAAGGAAGGAAGGAAGGAAGGAAAGGAAGGGAGGAAGGAAGGAAGAAAAGACAGACACCGACGAGAAGAGGCAUUGCGAAGCACGUUGACGAAGCUCGCGACGACGACGUAUACUGCUGUCACUGAAGGUUGACGAGGCAGAAAUGGCACGGCGGGAGUCGCGGUGAGGAAAGGGCGAGGGUGAAGCCCUCGCAGGAAAAGGGAGCUAUGGUGAAAAGCUUGGAUUUCCUCGCCAGAAGGGCGCCACCUGCCGUCCAUCACCUCUUCGUCGUUCUGCUCGCUCUCACCCCCGCUUACCACGGCGUGGACCUCUCCCAAUGCAUCGCGCCGCUCGGCAUGGAGUCCGGUGCGAUCCCGGACGCGGAUAUCAACGCCAGUUCCACCUUCGACACCGGAAACGUCGGUCCCCCACUGGCACGAUUGAAAUCGGAGAAUCUCGGCGGUGCCUGGUGCCCUAAGAACCAAAUCACCAAGGAAGCACGAGAAUGGCUGGAGAUCGACCUCCACACGAUCCACUUGAUCACGGCUACCGCUACCCAGGGCCGUUUCGGAAACGGCGUGGGCGUAGAAUACGCGGAGGCGUAUCUGUUGGAGUACUGGAGGCCGCGACUGGGCAAAUGGGUUCGAUAUAGAAACAUCAAAGGACAGGAGGUAAUACCCGGUAACACGAACACGUAUUUGGAGUCCAAGCACGAGCUGGAGCCGCCUCUGUGGGCGAGCAAGAUCCGUUUUCUGCCCUACAGCUAUCACAGGCGGACGGUUUGCAUGCGGGUCGAGCUCUACGGGUGUUACUGGAGCGACGGCGUGGUGUCCUACUCGAUGCCCCAGGGCGAUAAAAGGGGCAACGGAUGGGAAUUCUUCGAUGCGACCUACGACGGCCACUGGGACGGCGAGCUGCGCCGUGGCCUGGGUCAGCUGACAGACGGCAAAACGGGGCCCGACAACUUCAAAAUGGGAUACUACGAUAACGAUCGCGCCACUCAGGGCUGGAUAGGCUGGCGAAACGACACCCGCAGCCAGCCGGUCGAGAUCAAGUUCGAGUUCGACAAAAUACGCGAAUUCUCCGCCGUCCACAUCUACUGCAACAACCAGUUCACCAAAGAUGUCCAGGUGUUCUCUCAGGUCGAUAUCCUCUUCAGCAUCGGCGGCAAGUACUACACAGGCAAGCCCAUUACUUACACGUACAUGGAAGACAAGAUCUUCGAGUCCUCACGGAACAUCACAAUCAAGCUUCAUCAUCGAGUCGGAAAAUUCGUCAAACUGCGACUGCACUUCUCCGACCGGUGGAUCAUGGUUAGCGAGGUGACCUUCGAUUCCGACGUAGCGCAUGGCAACUUCACGCCCGAGGAAGCACCGACAACUGAGUCGCCGAUCCAAAGCGACGUCUUCGUCGAGAAGAACGGCGCCGCCGAGGGGGAACUCCCGGUCUCGACGGCGACGCACGACGACCCCACGUACAUGGCGAUCGUGAUCGGCGUGUUGACCGCCGUGAUACUUCUGCUGGCCGUGGCGAUAUUUCUGAUUGUCUCACGGCACCGGCAACGUAAGUGUUUCGCCAGCCCGAUGACCGGCAAAGCCCCGUCCCACCUGGGCUCCACCUGCGCCACCGUCGAGAAAGGCGCCGCGCUGAUGGCGUACACCUUGGAGGACGACGAGAGAUACGCGGGCGGCUCGUUGCCGACUCUGCCGCGAGACCUCGGCAAUCGUCUCCUGGAUAUCGUGAAGCUGGACGACUACCAGGAGCCGUACCAGGCGCUGAGGUACGCGCCCUACUACAGCUACAGCACCGUCGUUAUGGAGAUGAAAGACAUGAUGCUGAACAACAAGGGCACCAACAUCAAUCACUCAGCGGUGUACGCGAACGGUGCAGUUGACACGUCGUACGAUUAUGCGGUACCGGAACUCGGCACGGUGCCUCUGCUCAAUCAGGACGCCGGCGCCGGCCGCGGGGCGACCGUCUCCAACGCCAGCGGCGACCAGGACAGCCUCUUCUCCAAGAGCUCGCGCGGCACGAAGACGGAGGACAAGAAGUCGCCGACUCAACAGGAGGUACUCUCGGCCCUGAAGAGACGUCUGGAGCAGACCAGCGUACCGCUCUUCCCACGGCAUCGCCUCCGCAUGCUCUCCAAGCUCGCCGAGGGGGCGUUCGGAACGGUGUACGUGGCGGAAGCUGAAGGGAUACCGGAGUACGGCACGACGACCACCCUCGGCAAGCGACUCGUCGCCGUCAAGUUUUUACUGCCGGAAGCCAGCGAGAAGGAAAAGUUGGACUUCCAAAGGGACGUGAGGAUCUUGGCCGCUCUGGAAGAUCGCAAUAUCGCACGUGUCCUGGGCGCCUGUUAUCGCGAGGAGCCGUACUGCGUGGUGAUGGAAUACCUAGAACACGGGGAUCUCUGUCAGUUCCUCAAGACGCAUAUCACUGCUGAGGACGCGCAUUCCAUGCCGAUUGGCGUCAAGACACUUAGUUUCAACUGUCUCAUCUACAUGGCGGCGCAGAUCGCGUCGGGCAUGCGGUAUCUGGAGAACCUGAACUUCGUUCAUCGGGAUCUGGCUACUAGGAAUUGUCUGGUCGGCAAGGCGUACCACAUCAAGAUCUCCGACUUCGGCACGGACAACGAAUUGUACUCCUGCGAUUACUACAAGGUCGAUGGUGCCAUGCCGUUGCCAGUACGAUGGAUGGCAUGGGAGUCAAUAUUUCUGGGGAAAUACACAACGAAGAGCGACGUAUGGGCAUUCGCGGUGACUCUGUGGGAGAUCCUAAACCUCGGCAGACGUGUACCGUACGAGCACCUAACGGACGAGGAAGUGGUGCAAAGCUUACGGCAAUUGCACCAUGCCGCCGACUGCGCAAGCAACGGCAGCAGCAACGUCAAUCCAGAGGACGGCUGCAAAGAAGAUUCCGGUGGUAGUGGUGGUGGUGGCGGCGGCGGUGGCGGUGGUAGCGGUGGCGGUGGUAGCGUGGGCAACGGCUUUGACUACUUGCCGCGACCCACCGCCUCCUCCAAGGACAUCUACGAUCUGAUGCUCGAGUGCUGGCGACGAGAGGAGAACGAGAGGCCGACCUUCCGUGAGAUAUCGCUCUUCCUGCAGCGGAAAAACCUGGGUUACGCGCCAACAUCCUGAUAUUGAGCCCCGUGCAACAACUCCGGCGAUCACGGCGACUUUCUCAACGGUCAUCCCGCGGGAUUUCAGAACGGGCCGACGAGCGGCCUGGAAACGGGUCGGCGAGCGUGCGACGACAGGCUGCGGACUCGCUCGAGAAAUCGCAGGAAUCGAGUGGCCGUCGAGUGAGGACAGACGGAGGAACGCAGGUGCGAAGAAAUGGGGCGGCAUGAACGACAGAGCAAGCCUCCGUAAGAGGAAGAGACUGCGCGCGGUGCGCGCCACGGGAAUGACGAAUUGUUGUAGAAUCACUCACGCGACAUCGAAAUGACAAGUACAACGACAACGGCGAUGAUCGUUACCGUCUCCGUCAACGAGACGGCGGGACCCGGGGAACCUGGACUACCGCCGUGCGACCCGGAAUCCGUCGAGCCGCGACCUCGUCUCGACCUUCGGACAACGAGUAUACCGUAGCAGGCAGGAAGUAACCUUUAGGAUAGAUAGAAGAGUAAGGAAGCGUAAGGAGUCUCUCGUUCCUUCAAACGAAGACUUUCGCCGACGCCUCUCUCGGAAUUUAUAUUGUUAGGGAGAAUUCACACCUUGACAGAAAGGCAAAAGCCAAUCAGGACUGGCGCUGGUAGAAAAGCAGAAACUAUCGACUAUCACCUGGUGGUCAGCGCGAUUAACUUCUGUCUUUCUGUUUUCUGCUCUUCUGCCAAGGUGUGAAUUAUUCUUAAAACUUAAUCUAUAAUACGCUCUUUGUUUUUUGUUCUUUGUUUUUUUCUAGUUUGAGGCUUAAAGUUUGAGUCACAAAGAAAUAAAGAGAAAGAAACAGGAAGCAAAGAACACAUUGUAGAUCAAGCUUUAUACUUCGAGCUGCCACGCGCAUCGCGAAAACACGACAACUGGUCUGCGUCAGACAUUCUGACAGUAGCAAUAGCAGCAGCAACGCGAGUUGUACUCGCAUGCCAUUUCGUCUUCUCCGGGAGUCUCGUGAUCGCCGCGUGGAGUACGAAUCUCGGGGAGAGAAAAAGCAACGUUAAGCUUUCUCCCUCGAACGGGCGAUGAGAACAAGAGAGAAUGAGAAAGAGAGAUAAUGAAACGAAGACAGACCGUGAAUCUGCAAACACGACAAUCGGAUGAGAGCACAAUAAAAAGAAUAAGUAUGCCUCUCGUAGAUGACAGUAGCCGCGCUAUAAUCCACAGGGAAUCGCACGUACGCGAUUAUCGAAGGAAGACAACGACGACAACGACGGAGGCAGCAGAGGACGACGGCGUUUGCGAGAUCGCGCGGAGAAGGGUUUCUCUCUCUCUCUGUCCCGCGAUCUCGCCGACAACCUCUAAGAGCAAUACGCGUGUAAUUAAAAUAUAAUAAUGAUAAUACACAGCUGCGAACAUUCCUGCGUGGACGGAUGGGUCCCGGGAUCCUGUUUGAUCGCGCGGCAAUUAUUAAUAGAGAGGGGGAGGAGAGAGAGAGACACACAGAGCCCACGUGAUAGCCGCAAAGGACAGGAGAGGGAUCGUUUACUUAAGGAGGAUAAUUAGCAAGUUCCCCUCCGACGGGAACUAUAUAUUGUUUCGAUUAAGAGGGGUUACAUGGAGAAAGAGGGGGGAGAGAGAGAGAGAGAGAGAGAAUUGCGCAAAGCAACAUCGACGGCAAUAUAGUGCGAUUAUACCGACAUUAGACUUAAAACUACGACGACUGUUCGGAGUUAAUCAUCGUGAAAAAAAGCAGCGUUAUAAAUAUGAGUGUACUCGUGAACGCGUGGGUAUCUGUACCCUGCCUUGACCAUCCCUCCUCCCUCUCCUCUCCACGCCCCCUUCUCAUAUUCUUCCCUAUCGCUCUCUUUUGCUAUCUUUGAACGUGUAUAUCGUAAUUAUCGUCCCAGGUACUCUGGAUCUCUAAUUGUGAGACAAAUCUACUUGGUCUGUGUGUACGUGCGCGCGUGUGUCAGUGAGUAAGUGAGUGAGUGUAUAUAAUUUACAUCGCGAAAUUCUUUAUCGUCAUGAGACGCACAACAUAUCGCGCGAGACGACGAAGCGCGGCGUUGUCGCCGAUGUAGAGCGAUCGAGUGAAUCGAGAACCGUCUCGCGCUUUUUCGCGAGACGCUAUUUUUCGUCUGCGUGUAUUCGAAUUUUCGCAUAUAUAUAUAUAUAUAUAUAUAUAUAUAUAUAUAUAUAUAUAUGCAUGUAUAUGUAUAUGUACAAUGGCGCGUACAAUAAUACAGCGCAAGUGUAACAUAAACCAUAAGUCGACGUGAGCGCACACUGUCGGAGGGUACGCAAUGGUUAGUGGUGGUGGAGCUCUUACCGGCGGCGUGGGGAGGUAAGACAGUCGAGUGACUGCAUAAAGAUUUCUCGAUAGUAAAUGUUUUCUUCGAAACGUGUCGCUAUUUCAAUCAACAGUUAAGAAGGGAAGCACAGUUUGUACGUGGAUGAAACUACGUUGAUGUUGUGUAAACUCUAGAACGAGUAAGUCGUAAGUUAAGCGCGCGAAGUGGGGUUAUAAAGAACAUGAAGUUCAACUUCACGACGCGUUCAACUUCACACUGCCGGUCCAGAUGUGUUAUUUCGGCUGAAUUUUUUUCUAUACGUUUCAUACCGCUUCAAAGUCACGUCAUUUAAAGCGUUUAAACAUAUUAAAUUGUAAAACGUGUUAAGUGACAUAACUUGAGACUGUAAGGGAUAUGUAUAAAAAUAGAUUCAACCAAAUUAUACGUUUAUGCGUAGAAACACCACGCUUGGAUUUGCGGUGCUGUUCUCAAUAUCGGGAGAUCGGUAAUAGGCUAUACGUAUCAUGACUAUGACACAUCAUAAUUGUAACUUUAUAACGUUAGGCGGGAUCAAUGAAAAUAAGAAAUUAGAAUAUUGUACAUAUACAUAGGCGCAUUUCCAUUUGUGUGUGUGUGUGUGUGCGUGUGUGUGCGUGUGUGUGAUAAGGAGUGUUAUCCAUGCGAGGGAGAGUGAGAGUGUGUAUGAAAGAGAGAGAGAGAGAGAGAGAGAGAGAGAGAGAGAGAGAGAGAGAGAGAACGCACGAGAUUGGGGCGGAAUCGGCAAGCGAAUCGAAUUUGUCCGCGUGAAAAAGCGCGUUUCACACGCUCUCGCGCGUACAUUCGGUUAUUAGCGUACGGACGGCAUGAGAAAAAGGGAAGAGAAGAAAAAAACGUACGGCAAUUGUUUAGCUUCCGAAUCGACGAGAUGUUCGUGGCGUGAGGAGACGGACGAGCGCGACGAGAAUUCGACAUAUCGGAACGUUCCUCCCUAAAAUUUCAACGAGACCGUGGAAACCGUGGAAAAGAAAAAAAAAGAAUGAAAGCCGAAAACGGGAGAGUACGAUCACAUCCUCUGAACGCGUCGGUGACGACGACAACGACGCGCGCAAAUUCGUCCGGCGUUCGCGCGUCACAACAUCGCCCCGUCUCCAAUCGUAUUCCGGUGUAAUUUCGAGCCGACAUCUUUAAAUAGGCUCCGCGUAUUUAUAUACACCAGAUGGAUAUACUAUUACUAAAUAAACUUAUGCGACACUUAGCGGAUAGGCGAUGUUACCGUUAUACUAUUAAAAUACUAUUUAUAUAUAAAUUGAACGUAAUAUCGCGUAUUAAGGAGUAGAGACGACACGGAGGCAUAGCCAUGCGUAUAGUUGAGGUACUCGCGUUGAAUUUAAACGUAACUGGAAUUGCUUCUACAUGCUUCUCCUCUCCAACGAGGGACCGCGCGUCCAAGACGAGCAAGCGAACAAGACGAAACACAAUAGAGAAUAUUUGGAGAAAAGGCAACGAAAGUUUCGCACACACGAAAUUCAGUGCGAAGCCACGCGCGCUUAUGCGCGCUAGUUUUGAGGCAACAGAGACACACACUGCAAAUCCAAGUGUGAUAUUUUAGUCGAAUAUCUUUUUAUCUUUUUAUACGUUUCUUACGCAUUUUUAAAUCACGUCAUUUGACACGUUUAAAUGUAUUAAGUCAUAAUUUAGUCGUCUUAAACAUGUUAAACGAUGUAACUUAAAACUGCAAGAAACGUAUAAAAAAAGCUUUGGUCAAGUAAUACACUUAAAAAUAACACAUGGAUUUGCAGUGUAAGCAAUACUGAUUUUUUUGGUUUUGCUAGAAAGAGACAGAGAAAACGGAAUGAAAAUAGUAAUAGUGCCGAUCGAUCGACGCAAAUCGAACGUUGUUUACCUAAGAGCGAGCGAGCGAGGAAGCGAGAGAGAGAGAGAGAGAGAGAGAGAGAGAGAGAGAGAGAAAGAGAGAGAGAGAGCGCAAGCGAGAAUAUACCGAAACGCGACAUAUACGUAUAAUUUUGUGCCAUCGCGAGGAAUCGAUCGAUUAAUUAAAUUCACCACCGGUUGUGACUGAGUUGAAAACAAUAAUAAUAAUGAUAACCGAACUACCGCAGCCGCGGUAGGCGUUUUUAGUCCAAAGCAGACUGCCAUUACCUACUACCUAGAAGACGAUAAUAGAGAACGAAUUGUAGUUGCGUUUAGAUUCGCCAACAUAAGCAUAACGCUGCCUUUGGCUAUAUUGUUGCCCCUUACUGCUAACGAGUAACUCACUUGUCUACUCAUGUGAUAAUUUAGUAUAUCUCUACGUACUACCUGUACCUACCAAUUCGGAGUUCUUCGUAGCGAAAGGAUUAUCUCUGUACUUCUUCACUCCCUUCGCCCUUUGUCGCGAAUUUGCCACUCGACCGGGGAUCACGACUCGAUCGCUCCUCUCGAUAAAAAUGUCGAAUGCGGACUAAUUGCGAGGAUCGAUCGAGAACCCGAGGAUCUCGUCAGUCGUGGGACCUAACAACUUCGUCGAGCGCGCAAAUUCAGAGCAUUGGCUGCUCCGUAAUUUCGCGAAGGUCGCUGCAGAAAGCGCACGGUGUUGUGAGUCGCGGCGUGAUCAAGAUCUCGCACGCGUAAUCCUUUCUCUACGCGAAGACUCGCCACUAUAAUCUAGAUAGCUUACUUCUACCUAGUGUGCCCUUUUUCCAGUGGUGGUUAAUUGUAUUCUUUGCGGACAAUUCGAGCUCUGCCACAAUGGCGUCACCGGGGUAAUAAGCCGUUCAGAAUCACGACAUCUCCGAGAGGGAAGCGACAGCCGGAUACAUUUGGCUCGUGCGUUCCGGAAUAUACACGAGUGUACUACACGCUGAGUCGGUGCGAGAUUUCGUUCCUUUCAAGGCGUCACGUGGUCGACAGGCUCCUCAACCUUAAUCGCAACGACGUCUCGAAAACCUUCAUCGCGACACGACCACACACGCACACUUACACUUACAUAUACGUACGCGCACACACAUACACACGCUGCUGAUUCCUUCGGUAUGUAUAUUUUUAAACACACUUAUGAUCGACAAUCACGCUUGCCUCGGAAUUUAGGGGAUAUACUUGGCGCCGAUCGCGAUUUCCUUGAAACACGACUCACGGGCAAUGGUGUUAGCAUUUCGCGAAUAGUUUGUUUAGUGAGACGCGAGACUACUCAAUCUGAAAGGAAUUGAUUUCUAACGCGUACGAUAAUUUUCUUAACGCGCGCGCGAAGAAAGAUAUUUAUACACGGAGAGAAUAUUGUAGUAAAAAUUACAAAAAAAAUUUGUUUAAGAUCUAUAUUAUAUUUUUUUAACUCCUUAUACAGAAUUAUGACCGAAAUUACUGUAUAUUUGUUUCAAAAUAUUAUGUACGUUUGAUUUUCUGCUAUAACAUUAUUGCAAUUACACUUGAAUAUGUUCUUUUCUUUUAUAUUAUAUACCAGGAAUAGAUGGUCAGAGAGUGCAGCCAAAUGCUCAUAGGCUACUAGGCUCUGAUUCACGGUUAAAAUUGGUUUUGAAGCUAUUUUAGCUUUAAAAUAAAGUUUAUAAAAGUGCGUAGGAUAUAAAUAUGCAAGUGCCAAAGUAAUCGGACCUGAUGUUCAGACCUGAGAGAUAUAGCCCAUUGAACAUUCUACUUCCACGAGAUGUUAAUUUCAAGACGCACACUUGCGCAAAGACUGCCUUAGAUCUAAGGUUUAGAAUCUGAGGUCUCUCGAUACUGUGAAAAAAUGUAUAACCAAAUACUGAUUGACCGUACUGUCACAAGUGACAAGUCUGAUCGAAAUGUGAUUGUUAUGUAAUAAGCACAAAAACCGCGGCUGUAGUUCAACGCGGAGAGUACUGAUACCUUGUGAAAGUGUAAUGUUCAGUGAGACCAUAAUCUCUGGAGAAUAAUCCUUCGAUCACACUUUGAUACCUGCAUAUUUGUAAUCUACGCACCAUAAACUAUUUUAAGUCCAAAAUGGUUUCAAAAUUUUUUGAUCAUGAAUCUGAGACACUUUUCAGGCCUCAUUCUUUACUAUUUCAUAUAAUUUUAGUAUAAUCCAGCUCUACAAAAAACGCGAAAAGAGAUGUAAUUUUAACUGCACUUUUACUGCAAUAUUCUUUCCGUGUACGUCUCUUCACGUACGACAGACGAACGCGAACACAUAGAUCAUCAUCUACAGGGUCACGCAGGGUCAUGCAGCGAAUCACGCUUUCUCAAAGCAGAGGCAAACAUUGAUAAACUCGGUGGAUAAUGCUGGUCAAUUGCGGUGUAUCUUUUCUCGCGGUUAAAGUCGCGCGCACUGUAUACGGUCGUCGUUUGUUUCUUUAAUCAAUCAUUUAUCGCGUGAAGUCGACACGACGAAGCUAGAACUACAUCGUGUAAUACUCUGGUCGAAAAAACCAGAGUUGGUCUUGGACCAGAGUAGGUCUCUGAUUCUAGAGAAAAAAAGCGGCGCCGUGAUGGGAAGCCCGAAGAUCGCGGCAAUGAAAUCGAUUACAAUGUUGUACUACAAUCACGUCACGCGUAUACGUGUACUACGAGUAAAUUUGUUUCGCGCGAGCACACGAUGAAGCAUGUUUUCGCUAUAAUACCUGAUUGUUAACCUCUAUCGGUGGAAUUGCGGGGGAGUCUACAGGUAAUUGCGGGAAAACUGGGGAGAGCUCAUCUAGUUGUAUCUUCUAUAUCCAGGUAAGGGCAACGCACGGCCACGUUAGAGGAUUUCGAAUGUUCCCUCUUCCUCCCUCUCUUUCUCACUCUCUCGCGAAGAGAAUCGAGAGAUCAUUUCCCGAGGAUCGCGAACGAUCAUUCUUGAACUCCACGCGAGAGACGAGGGAGAAAUUCGAAACCGGCGAAACCGAGACCACCGGUCACGGUGAGUUGCCCAUGCCUGUUCUAACGCUAUCGAACCUUGAUCGUUAUAGUCAUAAAAUUAUUUUGUACUAAGAACUGUUUAUAAUUUUGUAUCUAAUCUCUGUAAAUAUAUAUCAAGCAGAUUGUCUAUGAGUAAUAAAGCUUAAACAAACUCGAUUUAUAAGUAGACUAUAUAUAUAUAAAUAUAAAAAAACGGGAAGAAAAGAAGUAUAUAUAUAUAUAUAUAUGAAACAAAUAUAUAUAUAUGAAAAUACAAGUAUUUAUAAUAUAUCUAUAUUUUAACUAGUCAUAUAAGGCAGCAAGAGAUGUAAGUAAAUUUCGCAUAAGCGCGGAUAUCGGUAACGUAACAAUGUACAACGAUUUAGGGAAUAUUUGUAUUAUAAAGACGACAAUUAAGGGACAAAUCAUAAAAAAAAAGUAUACAUGUUACUCAGUAGCCGUGUGUGUGUGAUGCGUAUAUGUACAUGUGUGUGUGUGUGUAUGAGUAGUGUGUUGUGUAUGUGUAUAUAUAUAUAUAUAUACACAUAUAUACAUAUAUGCAUGGCACAUAAUAUUUACCACCUAGACUAACUAGUCAUGUACGGCACUUUAUAGCAAUUAAAGUGUAUCCCUGACGACAAACGCGCGAACGUGCAACGUUGUGUGCUGUUCUUUGACUCUAUUCUUGCUUUAAAUAGGGAAACGUCGAAAGAAAGAGAGAGAGAGAGAGAGAGAGAGAGAGAGAGAGAAAAUGACGCGCAAUACACUACUACUAACGCAAUCGAGAACGAUCGAACAACGCCCCAUGAUCGUUGAUUCCCAAGCAAAUUUAUCAAUUUCGACUUUGCCGCACAUUUCGCUCAGCUCGAACGCUGCGCGUACACAUUGUGAACGAAUUCCACCGGGAAAACGUGAAUUUUGCCGUAGACCCGAACAUAUCAUUUAAAUAACUUACACGUGUAUCUCAUUAAAAGAAAAACAACAUGCAA
Molecule: messenger RNA, 11284 nt
Organism: Odontomachus brunneus
Lineage: Eukaryota; Metazoa; Arthropoda; Insecta; Hymenoptera; Formicidae
Product: discoidin domain-containing receptor 2-like
Exons: 16
Coding region: 277-3192 (971 amino acids)
Biological process (GO): protein phosphorylation; cell surface receptor protein tyrosine kinase signaling pathway; multicellular organism development
Cellular component (GO): signaling receptor complex
Molecular function (GO): protein tyrosine kinase collagen receptor activity; collagen binding; ATP binding
Source: RefSeq, a predicted model, not a curated record